AUGGCCACCCUUUCAAGGAAGCGCAAGUCCCCCGAACCCGGCGACCACCACGCGCCUGAACACGACGAUCCUGUCAUGGCCCCUCGGACCCCAAACGGAAGCCCAACCAGAAAGAGAAUGAGGAUCACACUUAACCAGAAACAAGCGUUGAUUGAUAACUUGCAGCUGGAGGUCACUGAACGCGCGCGCAAACUCCGUGCGCACUACGCGUUACAAGCCCAAGACCUCCGUGGACGCAUUGAGCGACGCAUAAAUCGCAUACCGACUGCUCUGCGAAAGCAAAGGAUGGGCGACUUGCUUGCUAAAUACUCGGAAUCAACCAAGGCUGUGGAUGCGGGGAAAAAGCCGAGGUCGACAAUAGCAUCCAAAUCGUCUAGUAGAGCUGCGGCGGGAGGAACCACAAAUUCGGCGGACGGUCAUUAUGGUGCGUCCACUGCUCGAACAACUCGGGGGGUUAAGCGGACAAGCGAUGAAAUGCUUGCCUCCGAUAAAGAAAACGCCCCCUUUCAAGUUCAGGACCACCACAAACACCACAAUCCUGCAGUGCAUGCGCCGCUGUCAAACCCGAAGAAACGUGGCACGCCUAAUGCACAUCCUGCAGGACAUCAUCCCCGGGUGCUAUCUCAGUUUACUGAAACGGGCGUCUUAUCGCCGAAAUCCUCCAAUUCUAGGACAUUCCCGCAAUCUCCACUGCGCAAUGUGACUGGGAAAUCGCAAACGCAGCUUGGUAGUAGUGUUCGUCCAUUAUCGCCUCUGAAGCAUACGAGCCCGAUUAAGCAGGCCGGGGCAGGGAACGCGAAAACACGAUCGACGAGAUGUACUACUGGUACCACUGCGGCUGGGACACGGAAGGAUUCGCCACACGCCAACGACGGAACGGGCACACGGAGACAGACGACUGCAAAAUCUACCGCGUCGACGACGUCGAAGAGAGCAACGGUAGCCUCGGCAACAGCGCCACCGUCGCGACCUACUACUCGGCAAAGGAACACGAGAAGGAAUAGCGGCGACUCUACUAUUUCGAACAUGUCAUCGGGCACGACCAUUGUGAAGACUACGAUGAGAGGCGGCGGCGUCACGGGUUCUCAGAAAGGAACAGGCACACGUACUGUUUCUGCGGCGAGUAAACGGCCACCGGUUCCUCGUGCAGGGACGAAGAAGACGACAGCGGCAGCGGGAGCAGGUUCAGUGGUGAAAAAGGCCCGGGCGACGGAGGAGUCUGGGAAACGAGUUCUCAGGAAGAGGGUUUAA
Blastomyces gilchristii SLH14081 is the source of this 1251-nucleotide messenger RNA. RefSeq lists its product as uncharacterized. The transcript is spliced from 3 exons. The record is from RefSeq and is a predicted model, not a curated record. Gene Ontology annotation, biological process: mitotic sister chromatid segregation. Gene Ontology annotation, cellular component: chromosome passenger complex; spindle midzone; chromosome, centromeric region. NCBI's taxonomy places the organism in Eukaryota, Fungi, Ascomycota, Eurotiomycetes, Onygenales, Ajellomycetaceae. Bases 1 to 1251 code for a protein of 416 amino acids.